This is a messenger RNA of Ceraceosorus bombacis, 2278 nucleotides long. NCBI's taxonomy places the organism in Eukaryota, Fungi, Basidiomycota, Exobasidiomycetes, Ceraceosorales, Ceraceosoraceae. The record is from the annotation of a GenBank genome assembly.
AUGUCCGACCAAAAGAGAUGGCUGAUGUGAGUUGUAAUAGACCGAGCUUUAGCAUACAAGACUCGCCGAAGCCGACACUGACAAGUGGACCUGAACUCUGCAUUCAGGUUCGCAUUCGCCAUGGGCUGCUCGGGUCACCAAUCUCCAGGAUCUUUUGCUCAUCCAGCCGACAAGUCCAUCUUCCACAACAAACUCUCUUACUGGACCGACUUGGCCAAACUGCUGGAAGGAGGCAAGUUCGACGGUUUGUUUUUGGCUGAUGUAUGGGGAGGAUACGACGUGUACACCAAAUCCCUCGCUCCUUCUCUCGCUACCGGCUCCCAGAUCCCGUGAGCAUUGACAGGGCUUCAACAAGCACUGUUAUCAGACGCGUCGCAUUUACUCACUCUCUGCGCUCUCGCUCUCAUCGUCUUUGCCAUCGCAGUUUGAUCGACCCGCUCUUCACUGUGCCCGCCAUGGCCACAGCCACCAAGCACCUCACGUUCGGUCUGACGGCCACAACAUCGUACGAGCAUCCCUACUCUCUCGCUCGUCGCUUCAGCACUCUGGAUCACCUCACCAACGGAAGAGUCGGCUGGAACGUGGUCACAGGCUAUCUGGACUCUGCUGCUCGUCAAUUCGGCGCUAGGAACCAGGAACUGCACGCUAAGCGAUAUGAAGUCGCUCACGAGUACAUGGAUGUGAGUCGGGCAUAACCCCGCUAGAUGCACGCUUUUUGCGUUUCACUCACUGGCGCAAACUUGAUCGCAGGUCGUGUACAAGCUUUGGGAAUCUUCCUGGGCCGACGAUGCCGUCAAACAUGACAUCAGCAAACCCCUCUACGCGGACCCAGAAAGAGUCCGCGACAUCAAGCACAAGGGCCAGGUAAGUGCUCAAAUGCUCGGCAGAGAGGCAGCUCACCUUGUGCUUUCUCGUACUGAAAAUCCUCUAUCUUGUCGUCAAUUUGCUUGCUCGUUCAGUACUACGAGGUACCUGGCCCUCAUAUUUGCGAGCCAAGCUUGCAGCGCACUCCCGUCAUUUUCCAAGCUGUCAGUAGAGACCGGGCAAGCAUUGGUUCCGUGCGCGAGCCACUGAGCUCGCAUCAUCUCCCAUACGUCACUUUGUCAUCGUUCAGGGUUCUUCCGGCCCUGGUCUUGCCUUUGCAGGAAAGCACGCUGAAGUGAUCUUCAUAGCCGCUCACGCACCCCAAGUGGCCAAAUCUCGAGUUGAUGGAGCUCGCAAGGCCGCUGCGGAGGCGGGUCGUGACCCCAAGAAGCUUCGCGUGCUUGCCCUCUUGCUGCCCAUCGUGAGUUUACAAUGCCUUGCCAAUUUACGUGCUACCGCUGAAUAUGCAGCUUACGCUCCUGCGCUUCGCGCUCUUGCAGGUCGGCAAGACGGACGAGGAAGCCGAGGCAAAGCACCGAGACUUUUUGAACAAUGCAUCUGAAGAGGGCGCUUUGGCCUUGUUUGGAGGGUGGACGGGCAUAGAUCUUUCGAGCUACGCCCCUGACGAAGAGCUGCGCGAUCUGCCCGAGGGCAAUGCGAUCAAGUCUGCAGUGGAGGGAUUUGCUAGAGCGGACCCCACGGUUGGCAAAUGGACCAAGAGCGAAGUUGCUAAUCAGCUCAAGAUUGGAGGAUUGGGACCAUUCAUUGUGGGAAGCGCUAGCACUGUUGCGAACAAGCUCGAGGAGUGGGUCAACGAAGCUGGCGUGGACGGAUUCAAGUGAGUUCAUCUUCAAGCCAAGACUUGCGAUAAAUAGCUCCAUCAUGCUAAUUCUCUCCGGACCUUUCCCUUUGCGUUUGCUUCGACCAGCUUGGCCUAGUGAGUGCUUUAAAGCAAAUGCGAGACAAACGCAUUGACUGACGUCCAUCGCCCAUCCCUCCACUUUUCACAGCGCCAUCUCGCCAGGCACCUUCGUCGACACUGUUCAGCUGCUAGUGCCCGAGCUGCAGAAGCGAGGUCACAUGUGGUCAGACUAUCCCGAAGCGGGCGCAGCACCCUCGGAUUGGCCCAGCAACAAGAAGACGAAUUCGACGGCUGUCAAUCAGGCGCCCAAGGGCUUUGGAGAGGAUGAGCAGCCGGGCUUGACGGCUAGGGAGAAGCUGUACGGAGCGGGAAAUCGUCGUCUGCCAGACGAUCACUAUGGUCAUCGCUUCAGGUGAGCCUAAUGGCGCCCCUUGCCCCCCUCCCUCCUUCUUGCGCUGCAUGCACUCACAGGUGCGAACGACUCACACGCACUCUUUCCUCUUUGCUCACCGCAGAUGGGAGGCCGGAAAGCCUGCUCCAGCACUGGACUAA